Ostertagia ostertagi is the source of this 849-nucleotide messenger RNA. The record is from the annotation of a GenBank genome assembly. Lineage: Eukaryota; Metazoa; Nematoda; Chromadorea; Rhabditida; Trichostrongylidae.
AUGACCUGCGUCUCACUAAAUGAAACUGCUUUGGCCGCACUCAAUGUUCAACUGUCAUCUGCAGAAUGGAGUGGUCUGAAGGCACUGUCAAUCCAUGGAGCACCGUUUGUUUCGCUGGAUCUGAUGCCUGCCCUCGCACUUUUGGAAGUGCUAGACUUGAGCAACAACAGUCUUACUGAUAGCGCAUGGAUGAACACGCGGGUAGUGUUCCCAUCUGUAAGGAAGCUACUGAUCGAGCACAAUAAUCUCACGAAAAUUGAAAGAGGACUAUUGGCACCAUUUCCACUAUUGGAGGAGUUGCAUUUGGGUUACAAUAGAAUCUCCUACAUAGGAUAUGAUUCACUCCGAACGCCUCAGAUCAAGACUAUUCGCCUGAACGAUAACAAGAUUCAGACUCUCGGAAUGCACGCAUUCCGUUUCAUUCCACAAUUACAUGAGAUUGACCUGAGUGGCAACAGAAUCGAAAGAUUUAUGAUGAGCGAUUUUUCGACGGCCACGUCGUUACGAAUCUUGAAUGCUAGUCGGAACCAGAUUCGAAGUGUAGAAUGCGAUUCGAUUGCACCAAUGUUGAAUCUCGAAGUGCUCGAUCUCAGUUCGAAUAACCUCACGCAGGUUCCGGGAAUUGAAUUACGUAGUAUGGAGGGAUUGAGGACGUUGCUGUUAACCAACAAUCCCAUCACAGUGAUUGGCGAAGGACAACCAAGGCUCGAUAGUCUUCAGCGGCUGGAUUUGUCGUCAAGUGCCGUACGGGUGGUGGAAGCCGGAGCCUUCUCUCGCCUUCCGCGACUUCAUUUCGGUCUUUUUCACCGACUGUCGGGAUCUCACAUUCAUUUCGCCUGCUGCAUUUGA